UCUUGGCGGCACGUGGUGCCCGCUAGAGAUGGCCAUGGCGCUCGAUACCGCACGGAGCCCUCUCGAGGUGGCCGCAGCGCUCGAUUCCGGCGAUGGCACCCACUUCCGGCGAUGGCGCUGAGGGGGUCCGCAGGUGCAUCCAGCGACUGGCAUACAAGAUCAUGGCUGGAUCAAGCACCUCUCGUGGGCGCUGCCGAGGAUGGGGAGCGGAGGCUGCUGACAGCAAAAGAGCAUCGCAGCCUCCUCACACCAGCGCUAGCACUCUGUGGACUGUGGGAGGAGAGGAAAGGACCUCCACGGGGCUGCGCGCGUCGAGGAAGACAGCGCACGCUGGGGAGGGCUGCGCGCCCAGGGAGGCCUGCUGCUGGGCGUGGCCACCGCGCUGGGUACGAGAAUCGCCACGAGGAGUGCAGCGGCGUGCGAUGGUUCUGCGAGAGGAAGAAGAAGGUCUGUGUUUGCAGGGUGCUAGUGAAUAGUGACAGUGUGAUUGUUAAUUAUGGUGUCAAAUAAAGAUAGUUUACAAAACUAAAUUCAGAACCCGCCUCAGUGACUCUGAAGAAUCUAACGAGACUUUUGACCGUGCGAUUAGAGAAUGAUUACUGUAGCAAAUCCGCGAUUAAUUAAUGUUAUUAGAUUCGUCACGAAAAGUUAUAUUCAUCCCUAAAAAAUUUUAUAAAUAGAUUUCAUUCCGUCCUUCAUGCGGAAAAAAUUCUCUUUAGCGCUAAGAUUGUAGCGCCAAACCCAGACACCGAGGUUACGAUUGUCAUUUCUCAUCUCUCUCCAAUUAAAUCGAUUAAAAUAGUGCUUGCGGUGUCCUUGAGCAAAUGUACUGGUUGAACGGUGUCUUUGAGCAAAGAUGCAAUUUUUUAAUGAUCUAUGUCAAAUGCCAUCAAA
Panicum virgatum (switchgrass) is the source of this 894-nucleotide messenger RNA. RefSeq lists its product as uncharacterized. The transcript has 2 exons. Lineage: Eukaryota; Viridiplantae; Streptophyta; Magnoliopsida; Poales; Poaceae. The coding region runs from base 112 to 510 and encodes 132 amino acids. The record is from RefSeq and is a predicted model, not a curated record.